CUGCGUGCCUUGCGCUCUGCGGGCUCUUUGCGUCUGCGUAGUUCGCUCACCUCCCUUUCUAAUUCCGCUGCGGCCAUGGCUCCAGUGAAAAAACUUGUGGCGAAGGGGGGCAAAAAAAAGAAGCAGGUUCUGAAGUUCACUCUUGAUUGCACCCACCCUGUAGAAGAUGGAAUCAUGGAUGCUGCCAAUUUUGAGCAGUUUUUGCAAGAAAGGAUCAAAGUGAACGGAAAAGCUGGGAACCUUGGUGGAGGGGUGGUGACCAUCGAAAGGAGCAAGAGCAAGAUCACCGUGACAUCUGAGGUGCCUUUCUCCAAAAGGUAUUUGAAAUAUCUCACCAAAAAAUAUUUGAAGAAGAAUAAUCUACGUGACUGGUUGCGCGUAGUUGCUAACAGCAAAGAGAGUUACGAAUUACGUUACUUCCAGAUUAACCAGGACGAAGAAGAGGAGGAAGAUGAGGAUUAAAUUUCAUUUAUCCGGAAUAUUUUGUAUGAGUUCUUGAAUAAAACUUGGGAACCAAAAUGGUGGUUUAUCCUUGUAUCUCUGCAGUGUGGAUUGAACAGAAAAUUGGAAAUCAUAGUCAAAGGGCUUCUCUUGGUUCGCCGCUCACUUAUUUGUAACUUGACUUCUUUUUUUCUGCUUAAAAAUUUCAAUUCUCGUGGUAAUACCAGAGUAGAAGGAAAGGGUGACUUUACGGAACUGACAGCCAUUGGGGAGGCAGAUGCCGGUGUGGAGGUGUGGGCUGAAGGUAGUGACUGUUUGAUUUUAAAAAGUGUGACUGUCAGUUGUAUCUGUUGCUUUUCUCAAACAAUGAUUCAGGGAUACAAGUGGGCUCCUCUCGUUCAUUAAAAGAAAACGUGACAUCUUUCUAAGAUUCUCUGUGGGAAAAUGACAGUGUCAAUAAAAUGCGGGUUUCUGGGCCAUUCGUCUUACUUUCAUUUUUUGAUCACAAAUUUGACACACACAAUUAUGUCUGUUAAUCCUCUUCUUCCUAGAGAGAGAAACUGUGCUCCUUCAGCGUUGCUGCGUAGUCCGUCACUCUCCAUAAAGGGGUUUGGGGAAUCGAUUGUAGAAGUCCCAGGUUCUAAAUUAAAUGUGUACAGAAAUGAAUGUGUAAGUAAUGUUUCUACAAGUCUUUGCAACAAACUGUCACUUCGGUCUCCAGCAGAGGGAGCUGGAGGAAUAGUGCUUCCAGAUGUGGUCUCCCAUGUGGGGCCCAGCGAUGGCGGCCCCUGAUGGCAAGAGCUCUGGAGACUCUGGUGAAGGGGGGACACCAAGGAAAAGUGACUGGGAAGCCUCCCAUGCCAAGGAGAUGGGAGGUGCCCUGGAAAUAGCUGCCUCAUGCCACUUAGACCAUGACUGGAUUUAAUAUCAGAAGUUACUCUACGAACAGUGGUAUGCCGCAGUGCAGAGGCUAGACAACUGUGAACGGGGCGACCAAAGCUGGCAAAAGAAGAUGCAGUUGUUGCCGUGAGUGACUUUGAAAGACCCUGGUGCCUUGCGGUGCCCUUCUGAAAUUCGAACAGUAAUGCAGAAGUGUCUGCUUUAGAAUUUACGGUGUCUAAAAUUCAUGUUUUUAAAAGAGCUUGCCUGCAGAUGGUUUCCACACCCGAAAUUGUGCCCUGUGAGUUGCAUAGCUGGAAGUUCAAUGCUCAAUCCUACCUUGGCUCCCAGUAAACAUUUGGUGCUCUGUGGAUUGAGUUGAACGUGUUGAGGCUUUGCAAUUUCAGUUGUGUUAAAGGCUCUGGCAUUUUUCCAUUUCUAUGCAAAUUUCUUUGAAGUAGAAUUGCUUGCAUAUUUCUUCUCUGCCUUCACAGAAAGCAGUUUCUUUUCAAACUUCACUGGGGCAUCAGUCGCUCUUUGGCAAUGUCCCUUACCAUGAUUAUUAAGUUUGUGGCUUGAGUUUACAAAUUUUGUUUGUUGCAUUGAUGUUCCCAUGUAGUAAUUUUUAGUUUGGUUGUGAAAAAACCCUGGGCUGAAGUUAGCAUUUAAGUUAAAAGAAAAAAAACUAGUCCCAGAUUUGAAAACUUGUAAUAAAAUUGAAACUCACUGGUUUUCUAUGACUUUUUGAACUCUUGUAAUCGAGUUUUGAUCACAUUUUCUAUUAAAGUGGCUAACACCUGGCUACUAUUACUGU
Molecule: messenger RNA, 2134 nt
Organism: Rhinopithecus roxellana (golden snub-nosed monkey)
Lineage: Eukaryota; Metazoa; Chordata; Mammalia; Primates; Cercopithecidae
Gene: RPL22
Product: ribosomal protein L22
Exons: 4
Coding region: 76-462 (128 amino acids)
Biological process (GO): cytoplasmic translation
Cellular component (GO): ribosome
Molecular function (GO): RNA binding; structural constituent of ribosome
Source: RefSeq, a predicted model, not a curated record